GAUAAUAUAGAUAAAGAUAAUGAAGACGAUAAAGACAAUGAUAAUGAAUCAUCAAAUAGUUCAAGUAAUAGCAAAGAAUUAAAAUCGCCUUAUGAAAUUUUAGGAAUCGAAAAGACUGAUAACCCGGUCGAAAUUAAGCAGGCAUAUAAAAUAUUGGCAUUAAAAUAUCAUCCAGAUAAAAAUCCUCAUGGUGUCGAUAAAUUUCAAGAAAUUAAUAGAGCAUAUCAAAUUUUAUCAAACCCCGAUACAAAGUUAUUUUAUGAUUCAUUUGGUUAUGAUGGGUUAAUGUUUAAUCAGUUUGGCGAAGCGGUGGAUAGUAAAGGUUCAGAAUGGUUAAUUUCAAUUUCAUUUACAUUAAUAUCGUUGGUGAUUGAUCAUUUCUUUUCAAUUUAUAUCGAAUGGAUAUUUGUUUCAAUGUUCAUAUUAUACUUUUUAUUUUUAUCGAGAUCACAGUUAGAAAUUUUAUUUUUUAUUUAUGUUGGCGGCGCCAAUUUAUUAUUAUAUUUUAUAUUACCAAGCAAAGUUUUACCAUUUAUUACAAAUUUUAUAAUUUACGGAAUUGUAUUUUUAUGGCCUAAUAUUAGAAAGAAAAACUCAUCGAUAACAGUAACACUAUGGUUCUUUGUUAUGUUUUUCGACUCUCUUAGGGACAUCGACAUCAAUGGUAGUUACUCUCUAUUUUGGAGACUCCUUAGCGUCAAUAUCAUAAUAUUUGGUAGUAUAAUAUUAUUGCUCUUGGGUAUCUAUGUCAUAAAGAAACCAGAAACAGGCCCAUCAUUCUACUCUAGUAUUCUAGCAUUAAUUUUUACAUCACUUAACAACUCAGAGCUCGACAUUAGCAUUUAUUUAAUUUUUUGGUGUCCAAUAUGGUUCUUGGAUUUCCUUUCAGGUAGAAGAAUCGAAUGGUUAAUACCUCCUGCUUUUUCAAUUGUAAAAUUAAUUUUAUUGCAAUCUAGUCCAUUAAAAAUAGCGGCUCCAUUAAUUUUAUCUGCUACUGGUGUUUACUAUUUUAUACCUCAACGUAUCUACCAAUUCCUUUCAAAUUAUAUCAUCCAUUUCCUCUUCCACAUGGUUAUUUAUAAAGCAAAUGUAGCAUUAAUCAACAAUAAAGAUAAUUUGGAUCAAGAUCAAAAAUCAAAACUAUUGGUAGAAAAGUCUGUCAAACAACUAUUAACUGGGUUCAUCUUUUUAGUAAUCCAAUACUUUUUAAAUUUUUCAACUGGGGAAUGGUUAUUUUUAGGUUCUUUAUCUUUAGGUUAUUCUUUAUUAAUAAUGGCCGAAUUAUAUUUCUUUAGUUUUUCAUUAGAACAAUCAAAUGAAUCUGCAAUUCAACCAUAUAAUAAUAAUAAUAAUUACUAUGAUCAUUUUAAUAAUGAUUUUUUAAAUAAUAAUAUAAUUAAAAAUAAUAAUAAUAAUAAUAAUAAUAAUAAUAAUAAUAAUAAUAAUAAUAAUAGUAAUAGUAAUAGUAAUAGCAACUCAAAUAAUAGUAGUGCAUUAAUUAAAGCAUGCCAAACUUGUUUUAAAAAAAAUGUACCUUUAAAGAAAUGUUCAAAAUGUAAAGGAGUAUUUUAUUGUUCAAAAGAAUGUCAAAUUAGAAAUUGGAAUUUUCAUCAAAAAAUUUGUUUAACUUUAAAUACAAAUAAU
This is a messenger RNA of Dictyostelium purpureum, 1644 nucleotides long. RefSeq lists its product as uncharacterized. The record is from RefSeq and is a predicted model, not a curated record. The annotation marks the transcript as partial. The transcript has 3 exons. Gene Ontology annotation, molecular function: protein-folding chaperone binding; misfolded protein binding. Gene Ontology annotation, cellular component: endoplasmic reticulum. Lineage: Eukaryota; Evosea; Eumycetozoa; Dictyosteliales; Dictyosteliaceae.